This is a messenger RNA of Paramecium primaurelia, 659 nucleotides long. The record is from the annotation of a GenBank genome assembly. Lineage: Eukaryota; Ciliophora; Oligohymenophorea; Peniculida; Parameciidae.
AUGGAAUUAUUAAACAAUUAAGAGAAAGAAUUAUUAAGUAGAUAUAAUAAAUAUAUUUAAAAUACAAAUACCUAAGAAACAAUAAAAUAUUCUGAUAUAUUUGUUGGAAAACAUGAUAUUGAUGUUGGAUAAUUAAAAGAUUAGAUGAAAUUUCAAAAUACAAAAAUGAGUGUUAAAUCUUCUUCAGCUACUAAAAGAGAUGAAUUUAAAAAUAUAAUGUCAGAACUAAGAAAUAAUUAGAUUUAAAAAAGAGAAAGUGUGAAUACAAAUAAGAAUAGUUAAUUAAUUGAAUAGAAUUCAAAAUAGAAAUAAUUUGAAUAGAAUUAGAAAUAAUUAAUAAAAGAAUGUAUAUUAGAUAAACCUGAGAAAUAAGUAAGAUAGAAAUCUACUUUAUCAUAAGAUUAUCCAGAAUAAAAAAAAAGAUCAUAGAGAAUAAGUAGUUAAUAAACUACAAUUGAAAUUUAAAAAUAAUUUAAUGAGUAUUAAUAACAAAUUAAACAGUUAGAAAACUAUUAUAAUAACUUGAAAGAUUGAUAUAAAUGAAAAAGAUAGAUAAUAAAUUCUUCUUUUGUUUAAUCAAAAAACAUAUUGAAGAAUGUCCUUAAUUUGGUAAAAGAGUCAAAGAAGAAAUAAAGCAACUUUUAAAUUAAUUAUUAUGA